AUGUCAGGUAAAAUAUUUCUUCUAACAAUAAUAAUUUUGAUAACAACAACCAUAACAACAACAACAACAACAACAACAGCAGCAACAACAAUUGGAAUACAGUCAGAGUGCGAACCUAAUGAUCAAUGGGAAUGGACACAAUUGUUCAAUGUUCAUCGUCCAACUCAACAAGGUGAAUAUGAAAUGUACACGGCCAUACGCAGUCUUUAUCCACAAUUAGUAUGUGCAAAUCCGAAGGCGAUAUCAGCAGUGAAUCAAAUGGGAAUGGAUAUGAAUAGUACACUUGAUGUUGUCGUUAUUCGAAAAUACGAUGUAUUUUGUUUGAAUAACUAUGAUGCUAAAUAUCAACGAAAAUUAUGUGAUGAUUAUAGUGUCAAAUAUUGUUGUCCGAAAAAGAAAAUAGAAGAAAAAAGUUCAUAUCUUAUUGAUAUAUUACCGCAACAAACAAAUUCUAUCCGUUCAUUAUCAUCAUCAAAUGCCAAUAAACAAUUCACAUGUGGAAGAGCAUCGGUUACACAUCAAACAUCGACCAAUUUCUUUAUGACAUUAUAUAAUUCCUUUGUAUCUAAAAUUAUAAACGGUGUUGAAUCGAAACCCAACAGUUGGCCAUGGUUAGUUUCAAUCGGUAUUCGUUAUCGAGCAACUAAUGGUCAAUGGUCGAAUCGAACGCAUAUUUGUGGUGGAACACUUAUUGAACAAUCACACGUACUCACGGCUGCACAUUGUUUAGAACAAAAAAUAGAUGAUCGAUUUGUCCCUCUUACAACAACAAAUCCAUCAUUGGAAAGUUUUUUCAUUAUUCGAAUUGGAGUUCAUGAUAUUCGUUUAACACGUUCAGAUGAAAUUUAUAGUGCGAAAAAAAUAUGGGUACACGAAAAUUUUGUAUCAAAUACAUUUGAAAAUGAUGUUGGAGUUAUAAGAUUGAAUCGACCAGUUCCACUCGGUGGUCGUAUAUCUCCUAUUUGCUUACCAACUAGUGUAACACCAAAAAAUUUAGAAGCGGGAAGUCGAGUUAGCGUUGCUGGAUGGGGAACUGUAACUGAAACAGCACGUGUACAUUCAAAUGUAUUACGACAAGCUGAAGUAAAUGUAUUGGCAUCACGAUCAUGUCUGGCAUACGCAGAUUUCAAUUUUGAUGGGCAAAGACAACUGUGUGCAGCAGCUUUAGAUUGGUCAAAAGAUACUUGCGCUGGCGAUUCCGGAGGUCCGCUAAUGUUUCAAGAAAAUAACACAUGGAAUAUCGGUGGUAUUACAAGCUACGGUUACGGUUGUGCAAAACGAAACUAUCCCGGCCAAGUUGAUGUGAAACGUGAAGGAGAAUGGGAAAGAAUUAAUUCAGAAGAUCUCGUACGCGGUGAUAUUAUCCAUGUAAGAGGUGGUGAUCGUGUAGCUGCUGAUAUUCGAAUUGUCCAUUCACCUGGUCUACUGGUUGAUAAUUCUAUCAUAACAAAAGAUGCUGAUCCUGCUCCAAAAUCAGCUGAUUUUACAAGUGACAAUGCAUUAGAAACGAAUAAUUUACUUUUAUGUGGUACAAGUGUUACACAUGGAUCGGCUAUUGGUAUUGUUGUUAAAACAGCUCAACAUACACUAUUGGGAAAAGUGUGUAAUACUACCGAAAGUCUUGAUCCUAAACGAACAAUUUAUGCUCGUACAAUUCGAGAUAUUUUUCUUGCAUUAACCGUAUUUGGAUUAGCAUUAGGCUUAGUAUUUUUUAUUGUUCUCUAUGCAACUGGUUAUUAUUGGUUGUAUGCCAUUCAGAUUAUGAUAUCUGUUUAUCUUGCCUGUAUACCAGAAAUAUUACCAGCUAUUGCUCAAUUAUGUUUAACACGAACAGCUCAGCAUAUGGCAACAAGAAAUUGUUUAGUAAAAGUUAUUGAUGCCUUGUAUGAUUUGGCAUGUACAACGAUAUUAUUUGUUGACAAAUCGGUGUUAACCACAAAUAAAAUGUCAACGACUCAAAUUUGGAUACCAUCGAAUCAAGAACGAAUUAUUUCAGCAGCACCCACAGAUGAUCCAACUGUUAUUGAAGAAUUUCGUUUAAUGCCUGGCUGGCAAAAUAUAAUGCGUGCAGCAGUAUUAUGUAGUAGAGCAGAAUAUUUUGCUGAUCAAAAUAAUUAUAAUCGACUAGCACCCUUUGGAGAAUGGGACGGUGAUGCAAGAGAAAUAGCCAUAUUGAAAUAUGCUGAGUAUGCAGAACUCGAUAUUUCAGAAAUUCGACGAUUAUAUCCAAGACAGAGAAUAGCACAUUUUACACCAGAAACGAAAAGAAUUGAAUCAUAUCAUUUUAUUAAUGAAACAAAUCCAGUAGUACAUCUUGACUGUAUGAUGGGUGCGCCCGAACGUGUAUUUGGUCGUUGUGCGGCAGUUUUUUUCAAUGAUGAUGAAGUAGUAAAAGAUGCAAAUAUGGAACGAUUAUUCAAUGAGGCCUGUAUACAGAUGGGUUCACUUGGAGACACUGUUCUUGGUUUUGCCGAUAGACAAUAUGAUCGCGGAGAAGAAAAUCAAGAAAUCUGGCGUUUUCUUGGUUUAAUAUCAUUCAGUGAUCCAAUACAAGACAAUGCUAUAACAGCUAUUAAAAAAUGUCGUUUAGCCGGAGUUAAGGUAAUACUGAUCACUGGUGACCAUCCGGUAACAGCAUGUGCACUAGCUAAACGAUUAAAAAUAUUCUCACCAGAUUCUGAAACUGUUGAAGAUAUUGCCAUGAGGCGUGGUGUUCCUCUUGAUCGUGUAGCAGCGCGAGAAGCUGAUGCUAUAAUUAUUCAUGGCCGUGAUAUUCAAGCCAUAUCACAACUAGAAUUAGCUGAUACAAUAAUCAAUGCACCAGAAGUGGCAUUUGCUCGUACAACAUUGCGUCAAAAACAAAAAAUAGUCGAAUGUGCUCAACUCGGUAAAGCUGUUGUAACAUGUUUUUGUCAAUCAGCUGAUGAUCGUGGAGCAAUUAAAAAAGCUGAUGUUAGUGUAGCUAUGUUGAAAGGUAGCAGUGAAUCAAGUCGACAAGAAGCUGAUCUUGUUUUAUUAGAUAAUGACUUAAAUACACUAGUGGGUGCUAUUGAGGAAGGACGAUAUUUAUGGGAAAACAUUAAAAAAUGUCUUGCCUAUUGUUUGAUACCGUUGACACUUGGUCCAAUAACAUUACUGAUUAUUGAUUUAAUAACGGAACUUUUACCAACAAUAAGUUUGGCAUAUGAAAAACCAGAAUCGGAUCUAAUGACAAGAGGACCAAUAGAUAAAUUUCGAGAUUUAUUGAUUAAUCGACGUUUAUUAUCAUUGGUUUGGGGACAAAUUGGAAUGUUACAAGUGACAGCUGGAUUUUUUACCUAUCUUGUUGUUAUGGCCGAAAAUGGAUUUUGGCCAUCCAGAUUACUUGGUAUUCGUAAAGCAUGGGAUGCAGCCGCCAUAAAUGAUUUGGAAGAUUCUUAUGGACAGGAAUGGACUUAUCGUCAGCGUAAAUUAUUGGAAUAUGUUGGUUAUGCAUCAUUUCUUGCCGCAAUUAUUAUUGUUCAAAUAGCUAAUUUACUAAUAUGCAAAACUAGACGAUUGUCAUUAUUUCAACAAGGCAUUCGAUCAAAUCUGUUUGUUAUUUUCUGUAUAAUUUUCAUGCCAGCAGUUGCCGUUGUAUUAAUCUAUAUUCCUGGCCUUAAUCGUGCACUCUUUUUGGAACGAUUACAACCUUUAUGGUGGCUACCUCCUAUUCCAUUUGCUAUUAUGAUAUUUAUUUAUGAUGAAAUACGUAAAUUAAUGAUUCGAAAAAGUCCUGAAGGUUGGGUAGCACAAGAAACAUAUCACUAA
Molecule: messenger RNA, 3789 nt
Organism: Didymodactylos carnosus
Lineage: Eukaryota; Metazoa; Rotifera; Eurotatoria; Philodinida; Philodinidae
Source: the annotation of a GenBank genome assembly